Molecule: messenger RNA, 1074 nt
Organism: Sporothrix brasiliensis 5110
Lineage: Eukaryota; Fungi; Ascomycota; Sordariomycetes; Ophiostomatales; Ophiostomataceae
Exons: 2
Coding region: 1-1074 (357 amino acids)
Source: RefSeq, a predicted model, not a curated record
AUGGCACCUCAAAGUGACGAAGCCAACCUCGCCCGCAUCCGCGACAACCAGCGCCGCUCCCGGGCCCGCCGCAAGGAGUACCAGCAGGAGCUCGAGCAGCGCGUCCGCGCGUUUGAAGAGCAAGGCGUCGAGGCGUCGACCGAGGUGCAGCACGCCGCCCGGCGCGUGGCCGACGAGAACAAGAAGCUGCGGCGGCUGCUGCAGCAGAGCGGCGUGAGCCACGCGGCCGUGGAGGCGUACCUGCACGGCGGCAGCGUCGGCGACGUCGACGACAUUGACACUGGGGACACCGGGGACAGCGGGCCACCCGGGGCCAACGUGGCGACGCUCGAGCAUCUUAUGGUCCCGCGGUUCCCGCUGCAGUACGCAUCGCCCCUGCUCAGUGGUGGCAGCCUCUCGGCGGCCGGGUCGGUCGGGCCGAGCAGCCCGUCGGGCGGCGGUGGCGUCGACGAGACGACGAUGACGACGUCGUCGGGCGGCGGGUCCAGCGCGCAUCGGGGCAGUGGCGGCAGCAGUGUGCACGGGAAGAGCGAGAAGAGCCACAGCCAUGGCCACGGCCACAGUCACGGCCACAGUCACAGCCAUGGCCACCGGGACAAGGGAAAGCGGGCUUCGUCGACCUCUGCGGCCGGCACAACGACAACCACGGGCCCAUCCACCGCCGACUACGCUCGCUACCUGUCCCCCGGCUACGGCUUGUCCACCGCCUUUUACGGCCUCGACGAGACCAGUGCAGAGGACUUGCACUACGGCAGCAGUUCCGGUGGUGGCGGUACAGAAGCAGGAGGAGGAGGCGGCGGUGUUGGUGUCGGCACCGGUGCCGAGCCCAUCCUGUUUGACUACAGCGUCUCGCCGCAGUAUUUGGGAGAGGGCGGCGGCGGCACUACGUUCGGAACGGGGUCGGUCUCUGGCGUCUCGCAGCCGCCUGCUUCGGCACCGUACUACGGCAUGAUGGGCAGCGGCAGUGCCGGAGGCGGUGGUGGUGGAAACACGACUGGCUCGUAUGUGCGGACGUGCCCGGCGUGUAUGUCUGGCAUGGGAUGCCAGGUGCACGGCGGCUUCUUUGAGGAGUAG